Molecule: messenger RNA, 1119 nt
Organism: Eucalyptus grandis
Lineage: Eukaryota; Viridiplantae; Streptophyta; Magnoliopsida; Myrtales; Myrtaceae
Product: GDSL esterase/lipase At4g10955-like
Exons: 3
Coding region: 1-1119 (372 amino acids)
Source: RefSeq, a predicted model, not a curated record
AUGUCGUUGGUCGACGAUAUGGAGCUGGGUUUUGUCCCGCCGGCUAUGUCGGACGAAGAGAUCCUUGAAGCUGACCUCGUCGAUACUGACACUGCUAAUUUUGAGGGUGAGAGAUGUGGGCUAUGCAUGGAUCUUAUCAUAGACGGAGGGGUCUUAGACUGCUGCCAGCACUGGAAAAAUGCAGAUCAUGUGAGGUCGGUUAUUGCUUCUUUGGUUAAAGGUGCCUAUGUCUUAGAGCGGGACCGCGGGGGGAAACGUGAAGGUUCCCAGGCUCUUGCACCUCCUUGGUGGGAAACUUUCGGUUUUCAGUUGGAGCGCACCCUCGAAGAUGAGGCUGACCCUUCUAUCUUCGGUGCCAUCUUCAAGUAUGAGCCUCCGCCAUCCUCCAGUAACUACUCAGCAGAUGGACCGCAUUUCGUGGUCGCCUUCCGAGGCACCUUGAUCGAGGAAGAAUCGUUCCUUGAUAUUAAGCUGGAUAUUCAGUUUAUCCGGAAUAAGCUCCACUUCUCGUCUCGCUGCAAGACUGCCGUGCAGGCGGUAGAACACUUGGUUGCAGCCGGCAAUUCUAAGGUGGUCUGGUUGGCUGGCCACUCCCUGGGGUCUGCCAUUGGUAUGCAAGUUGGAAAGGACAUGGCCAAAAAGGGAGUGUAUCUCGAGUCUCUCCUCUUCAAUCCGCCUUAUCCAUCUGUCCCGACCGAUAAGCGGACUCGCCACUUAACCAAAAGCGGGUUCCGUGCUGUAGGGGCGCUAGUUACGCAGUCUCCAGAACAGCGGGAACAAUCCGCUAGUUCUUAUGCGGCUUUGUCCCCUUGGGUUCCUCAGCUGUUUGUCAACAAGGGUGAUUUCGUCUGCUCGGGAUACAUUGGCUAUUUCAAGUACCGAAAGUGGAUGCGAAAGUACGGAUUAGAAGAUUUCGCCAAUUUUGCUAGUCAGUAUUCUGUGAGAUCAAUGCUGUUCAGGAGCGAGAAUGGGGCACAGGUAGAGCCAUUGCACCUCAUCCCAUCGGCAAAUCUAACAAUCAAUUUUUCAAACCAGUCGGAGUGUUUCCUGAGUGCGCAUCAUCUUAGCAAAUGGUGGGGGCAGGACCUGGAGCUGGAGUCCGAAGUUUACAAAAACUAG